Messenger RNA from Dermatophagoides pteronyssinus (European house dust mite), 2281 nucleotides. RefSeq names its product DNA mismatch repair ATPase Mlh1 (gene Mlh1). Gene Ontology annotation, biological process: mismatch repair. Gene Ontology annotation, cellular component: MutLalpha complex. Gene Ontology annotation, molecular function: ATP binding; mismatched DNA binding; ATP-dependent DNA damage sensor activity. Lineage: Eukaryota; Metazoa; Arthropoda; Arachnida; Sarcoptiformes; Pyroglyphidae. The record is from RefSeq and is a predicted model, not a curated record.
UUACAUGGGAAAGUUUCCAUAAAAAUUUGUUGCAAAUCGAAUGAUUCGAAUUCUUUCUUUUUCGCUAAAAUUACGGUAAAAUUAUGGACAAUCAAAAAUCAUCUCUUCGUGUGAUAAAUAAACUUAAUGAUGAUAUUGUUAGGAAAAUUUGCGCUGGUGAAGUUAUUCAUCGACCAUUGAAUGUUGUAAAAGAAUUGGUUGAAAAUAGUUUAGAUGCUGGCGCCACAAUGAUAACGAUUACAUUGAAAAAUGGUGGAUUAGAUCUGAUCCAGAUUCAAGACAAUGGCUGCGGUAUUAAUAAAGAAGAUCUCAGAAUUGUGUGUGAUCGAUUCACCACAUCAAAACUCAAAAGUCUUGAUGAUUUUAAUUCACUGUCCACUUUUGGAUUUCGUGGUGAAGCCCUGGCAUCGGUAGCUGUUGUUGCUCAAGUUACUAUCAUAAGUAAGACGAAAGAUUCAAUGUGUGCCUUUAAAGCCGAGUACGUAGAUGGUCAUUUGAAAAAUUCAUCAUCCCCAAUAGUUCCGAUUGCGGCUAAUGAUGGUACAUUAAUUCAAGUGGAUAACAUUUUCUACAAUAUGCCAACCAGAAAGGCUGCACUUUCAAGCGAAAAUCAGGAAUAUAAUUUUGUACAGGAUUUGAUUGUUCGAUAUUCACUAAUUUUUUCUGAAAAAUGUGGCUUCAUUUUUAAAAAAUAUGAUGAAAAUAGCCAUGUUUUGAAUACUAAACCAUCGGCUACUUUGUUUCAAAAUAUCGAUCAAAUAUUCGGAAAGAAAAUUUCAUCGAAUCUCAUAUCGAUGGAUAUCGAUGAUGAAAAAAUGGAAUUUAAAGUCCAUGGUUAUUUCACCAAACAAAAUAUCAGUCUCAAACGAUUCACGUUCAUUUUGGCCAUCAACUCAAGAUUAGUUGAAUGUGAACCAUUGAAAAAAUCAAUAAAAGAUUUGUACAAAGAAUUCUUGAUGACCGAUGGCCACCCAUUUGUGAUUAUUUGGAUUGAAAUUAAUCCUAAAAAUAUCGAUGUCAAUAUCCAUCCAAACAAAAAUGAAGUCUGUUUUCUUCAUGACAAUGAAAUUAUUUCGAAAAUCAUUGAAUUUAUUCGUGGAAAAUUAGAAAACAAACCAGAAAAUGAUGUAAUAAAGAAUACAUCUGGUGCCCAUAUGGACAUUUCCUUUGUUCGAAGUCAGAAUAUUGAUAAUGGUAGAAAACAAGUAGAUAAUCUUGAAUUGGCUGAUACAUCGAAAAUUUCUACUUGGUCAAUCAAAUCAUUGGAUCAAUCUAAAAAAUCAAACUUUCCAUCCGAAAGGAUCGAUAAUUCCCAACAAUCUUCUCAAAUGCUACCAAUUGAUAACAAAUGCGAAGAUAUCCCAGUAAAAGAUAUUGAAACACUGCCACGACCGGUAUCAAAACCCAAAUCAUCCAAACCAAAUCGAAUUUGUAGAAUCGAUUCAGCAAUUCAGCGCAUGCAAAGCUAUUUACAAAGAGAAGUUUCCGAACAUGGGUCGCGACGAAGACGUCGAAUUGAACUGACGAGUUUAGACAAACUGAUGAAGGAUUUUAGAGAAACGAUCGAUCUGGAUCUAGUCGAAAUGUUAGCAGAAUCAACCUAUGUUGGUUGUCUUGACGAAAAUUUUCUUUUAAUUCAGCAUGAGCUUGAUUUGAUCAUGUUGAAUAUGCCCAACUUGAAUCGUGAAUUAUUCUAUCAAAUUUAUCUAAUCGAAUUUGGAAAUUUCGAUUAUUUUCGUUUCAAGCAACCUUUAUCGAUUCGAACAUUAUUAUCGACAUAUCUUGAAGUGAAUCCUCCUAGCAUAGAUACUGAUUGUACAGCUGCCAUUGAAAAAAUGGUUCAAACUCUCAUUAGUAAAUAUGAAAUGCUCGAUGAUUAUUUCUCCAUAAGAAUCAAUAAGGAUGAUGCCACCAUUGAAUCAUUGCCUGUGAUGAUUGCGAAAUAUGAACCAAAUUAUAUCUAUCUGCCUGAGUUUAUUCAUGGUUUGGCUACAAACGUCGAUUGGAAGCAAGAAAAAAAUUGUUUCAAAACAUUGGGACAAGAAUUGGCUCGAUUCUAUAGUUAUGCUCCAUCUUUAUCAAAUAAAAACGAUGUUGAAUUUCGUGCCUGGUCUGAUCUUGUCGAAACUCAAAUCUAUUCAAGAUAUAAAAAAUUACUAUCACCAACCAAAUCAUUAUCUGAGGGUACAAUUUAUGUAAUAGCUAAUGUUACCGAACUUUAUAAGGUUUUUGAACGAUGUUAAAAUGACAAGAUUUAUGUUUAUUUUCAUUAAAAUAUUAU